GUGCAUGCUUCAAUGACGGGAGGUACCCUUCCGUAUCUGGGACUGGAAUUCCAUUCUGGAUACGUGAAGCAGACCCAAUUGAUGAAGAUGAAGAGGCUCAUCCCUGUAGAUGAUAGGCUUGAUCCCGGGGAGAAGAGGACGAGUCAGCGUACUGAACUGCUCGCUGCACCACACGGCCUGAAGAACGUAUGCGAUGAAGACGAAAGCUAUCUAGCGGACCGGCGCAGGAAUCGGAGCUCGCAUUCACAACGGCCAGAGACCAUCAUCACCACGAACUCUGAAUAUAUGGUAAAGGGGAUGACGGAGUGGCUUCCUACCUGGAAGGUUCGUACUCUUUGGCACGUGCACUGCCACUCGCACUGCAGGUGACG
Pisolithus orientalis is the source of this 371-nucleotide messenger RNA. RefSeq lists its product as uncharacterized. Gene Ontology annotation, molecular function: RNA-DNA hybrid ribonuclease activity; nucleic acid binding. The record is from RefSeq and is a predicted model, not a curated record. NCBI's taxonomy places the organism in Eukaryota, Fungi, Basidiomycota, Agaricomycetes, Boletales, Pisolithaceae. The transcript is spliced from 2 exons. The coding region runs from base 13 to 369 and encodes 118 amino acids.